Messenger RNA from Anas platyrhynchos (mallard), 5491 nucleotides. It is a transcript of the gene NECTIN1, whose product is annotated as nectin cell adhesion molecule 1. Gene Ontology annotation, cellular component: adherens junction. Lineage: Eukaryota; Metazoa; Chordata; Aves; Anseriformes; Anatidae. The record is from RefSeq and is a predicted model, not a curated record. Gene Ontology annotation, biological process: heterophilic cell-cell adhesion; protein localization to cell junction; homophilic cell-cell adhesion.
CUUUUUUUUUUUUUGGGUGGAUUUCCCCUCCCCUCCCAACCAGCCUCCCCGGCGGACAUCCCCGCUCCCCUCCGAUCCCCGGGGCCCCCGCGGAUGUGCCAAACUCCCCGGUCCCCCCCCAGCCUCCUGCCUGCUCUCCAGCCGCCCCUAUUACCUCUUCACCCUCCCGCACCUCCAUUUUUCCCUUUUUUUUUUUUUUUUUUUUUUUAAGCAGCACCGCGGGCGGGGAGGGCUAAAGGGGGGGGGGCCAGCGACGCUGCCAGACCGCCCCUUGCCCAUUUCUCGGAAGGAACUCUCAUGGCUUCACAGCUGCACACAAGUUGCCCUGCAUCUUGGUGGACUAUCGGAGUUUGCAUCCUGGCGGCCGCGCUCUCCCCAGGGGUGCAAGCUCAGACUGUCUUAGUCAAUGACACAGUCUCGGGGUACAUCGGGACGGACGUGGUCCUGCACUGCAGCUUCACCAACCCGCUCCCCAAUGUGAAGAUCACGCAGGUCACUUGGCAGAAAGCCACCAACAACAGCAAGCAGAAUGUGGCCAUCUACAACCCGGCCAUGGGGGUCUCCAUCCUCUCGCCCUACAAAGAGCGGGUGACUUUCCGCAACCCGUCCUUCAAAGACGGCACCAUUCAGCUCUCCCGGCUGGAGCUGGAGGAUGAGGGGGUGUACAUCUGCGAGUUUGCCACCUUCCCCACCGGCAACCGGGAAGGUCAGCUCAACCUCACCGUGCUGGCCAAGCCCACGAAUCGGAUGGAGGGCACCACGCGGCCCCUCAUCGCCAAGGCUGGCAGGACGGAGAAGAUCCUGGUGGCCACGUGCACCUCCUCGAACGGGAAGCCCCCCAGCACCGUCACCUGGGACACCAAGCUCAAAGGGGAAGCGGAGUUCCAGGAGAUCCGCAACAGCAACGGCACCAUCACGGUGAUCAGCCGCUACCGCCUGGUGCCGAGCCGCGAAGCCCACCGGCAGCAGCUCAUGUGCGUGGUCAACUACCAGCUGGAGCGCUUCACCGACAGCAUGACCCUCAACGUGCAGUACGAGCCAGAAGUCACCAUCGAGGGGUUCGAUGGCAACUGGUUUCUCAAUCGGAAGGACGUGAAGCUGAUCUGCAAGUCUGACGCCAACCCCCCCGCUCACACCUACGAGUGGAAGCUGCCAAACGGGACGCUGCCCGGCAGUGUGGAGAUCCAGAACAACACCAUCUACUUCAAGGGGCCCGUCUCCUACAGCGUGGCCGGCACCUACAUCUGCGAGGCCUCCAACGCCAUCGGGACCCGGUCGGGCUUGGUGGAAGUCAAUGUCACAGAAUUUCCCUACACCCCGUCUCCAAUCGAUGAUCGCAAAUCCAUGGUGCAGCCGAACAUCCCCACCCCCGUGAUCGGGGGCAUAGUGGGAGGCGUCUCGCUGGUCCUGGUGGUGGCCGUGGUGCUCUUUGUGGUACUCCGGCGCCGGCGUCACACCUUCAAGGGUGACUACAGCACAAAGAAGCACGUCUACGGCAACGGCUACAGCAAGGCCGGCAUCCCGCAGCAUCACCCCCCCAUGGCCCAAAACCUGCAGUACCCCGACGACUCGGACGACGAGAAGAAGCCGGGCCCCCUGGGAGGCAGCACCUACGAAGACGAGGACGAGGACGCGGGCGGCGAGCGCAAGCUGGGCGGCCCCAACAAGUACGAGGAGGACGCCAAGCGGCCUUACUUCACGGUGGACGAGGGCGAGGCGCACCCCGAGCCCUACGACGAGCGGACACUCGGCUUCCAGUACGACCCCGAGCAGCUCGACAUCGCCGAGAACAUGGUGUCGCAGAACGACGGCUCCUUCAUUUCCAAAAAGGAGUGGUACGUGUAGCUCGCCUCCCGGCUCCAGCCACGCGCCCGCACGCAGCCACGCGCCCGCCAGCUCCCCCUGAGGUGCCGCCGAGCCCCCCCGGGGCCCCCAAGCCCCCCGCACGCCCCCCAAGGACUUCGGAGGCUCCGGCGCUGGCGAGCGGGUUGGGGAGGGGGACACGGGGGGUGUGUGUGUGGGGGGGGGAAAAGCUUUGCUUACGGAUCGUUUUUUGUUUUUUUUUUGUUUUGUUUUUUUUUGGGGGGGGGGCGGCGGGGAGGGGACGGGAGGUGGGAGGUCGGGUAAUUAUUUUCUCGGUUUUGGUUUUUUGCCUUUUUAAUUUCUCUGGAAAAUUUUCGUCCCCUUCUGUGGUGUUUGUAUUGGUCGGUGGCGUAGGUGUUCCUCUUUGCUUUAACGACUGGUGCCCAGCCUGUAUAUUACACUCUGUUCGUGUCUUCAUAGCUCAGGGGGCCCUUUGGCCCCGCGUCCCUCCCCGAGGUUCCUCCUCCCACUUCGGCACCCCUGAAACACUGGAAUUUGUUUGUAUGUUGUCGUCUUCUGCUUUGUUUUAACCCGGGGAGGGGGCCGGCCGGGCUGUCCGCAGGACAGAGGCCAGAGGAGCUGGUGGCGAAGGAAACGGAGGUGCCAGGGCCGGCUGGAAGGACUUUUCUUCCUGAGCACGUUGCUCCCAGCGGGGCCUGGGCGCUGUCCCCAUCGCCCGCUGCACGCCUGGGGGAUCCGCUCCCGGGCCGGAAUGACUCGAGAAAAGGAAAAUGAGGAGAGAAGGGGGAGGAAAGCCCCAAAACCAGCCCCGGGUGCGUGGGCUGAUAGCAGGGCAGGGGAGCGGAGCUGCCAUUUUCCUCCUCCCAUCCAUCACCUCCUGCCUGUUCGUUUUCCGUCUUUGUCGGAGCGUUCUUUAUAACAGAAAGACGAGGAGUAUUUAUUGCUGACAUUUUUUUUCCCCCCCCUGUGAUGGCUCGAAGCAGCCCUGGCCCCUUCUCGCAGCCCCCAGCCCCGGGCUGCACCCGGGGGGCAGCGCUCCCCCCCUGCCCACCGUACUGCAGGGGCUGGGGACAGGCCCCGUGCUUUUAUUAUACCACUAAGACUUAAUUGUCAUGUGUUUACACUUGAUUUUGUUUAUUUUUUUUUCCUCUUUCUUUCGGUCAGAGCAUGCGAGCGGUGCUUAAUCCCUCUAGCAGCAGCCCGAGCCCAUGGGUGCGUUGCUUGGCCUGCUUUGGUUGCCACUUUUCCCAUGUCCUCUCCCUCUGAUCAGCAAAGCCUCGGGAGAUAGGGCAGGAGGGAGGGAGCCUGGGCUACUGAUCUCGUCCUCCUUCCCCCGGGCCCCCACAGUGGGAUUUAGGGCUCGGGCUGCUGCUAUCUCUGCUCCGUGGGUAAAUGGGACUCCAGGCUCCCGGGCGCUCUGACACUGACCUUAUCCAAAUCAGAUUCACUGGGUUGGGGAUUAUCGCUCUUCUUCUUCUUCUUCUUUUUUUUUUUUUUAAUUUUUAUUUUAUUUUUUGUUUUGUUUUUUUAAUUGGAUGUAUAAAUAAAUCUUUUGUUUGAAAAGAAACCCCCAGUUCUCCGCGCUGUGUUAUCACGCCCCUCUACCACCAGCAGGGCUGCUUUCUCCUCCUGCCCUGCCCGCUGGGUUUUGUUCCCCAGCAUCCAGCGGUUUUCCUGCUGCAGAGCCAGACCCACGCAGAUGAGUCCAGCUCAGCUCUGAUCCAAGCAGCCUCUGGUGCUUUCCUCGGUGCUUUCCUGCUUCCUGGCUGCUGGCAGAACAGCCCCGCGCUGCAGGAAGCCCUGUGGCCACCUCAGCCCUAAAGCUGACCCUUACCAAAACAUGGCCAGCCCUUCCCGUGUCCCUCCAACCCCAGCAGGAGCACCCCAGAACCAAGCAGCCCCCGCAGGGGAUGAAAUCUCUGCCAUCCCUCUGUAAUAGAUGAUAUGGGGCUGUUGCACGCCGUGGGGUCCAGCAGCGAUUCUUCCAGGAGGCAAAUUCGCCUCCCCAGCAUUUCAGAGCCCCAAACUGCUCCCAGUUUGCUGACACCGUAGUUAUUGCCCUCCCUUUGAGGUGUCGUUUUGGGGAUAUAACCUCCUUGGCUUGUCCAUUGCCCAUCUGGGGGCUCCGGAGAACAGUGGGCUCGGAGGAAGAAGAGGAGGUAGCGGGUAGGGCAUGGCCAAAAUUCCCUGGUGUGAUACCCUGGGCACCAGGGGUCCCACCACGAGCCCCCCAGCUUCCCAGGAGGGUCUCGGCUGACCCAAACCCAAGCCCAAGCCUCCUGCUCCUCCACUCCCCUGCCAUCAAAAAGUGCUGAGGAGGUGUAAAACCCCGCUGGGCACAACCGAGGGCAGGCAGGAGGCUGGGACCCCCUCCCAGCACGUCCCUGUCCUCUCCCACCCAUCACCUGCUGAGGGCACGGCGCUGCCCUGCCUUGCUGAGGUGCCAGGAGCUGCUGGAUAUGUCCCAAUUUAUGCUGCAGCUCGUUAGUUGAGUCAGCUUUGGGUUUGGAAAGGGGUCCCCAGAGAGCACCUCCGGAGCCAGCCAGGCAGGAGAGGUGAGCAGGGAGCUGGGGGCUGCUCCGAGCCCCCCAGGCAUCCUGGUGGAGCUCACCCAGGUGAACAAGGGCCGAGCCCCAGCUCCUUCCCUCCAUGUGCUCAGGAGCUGGCACAUUGGUGUCACAACCCCAAACGAUCCUAUAGUUGACGUACAGACACCCCAGCAGUUUUCCUGCUGGGGCUUACGUCUAGGAUUAUUCAUUGCAAUUCGCCCCAGUGAUGUUAUUUUCCCUUAUUUAAUUACUUUCUUUUUUUUUUCCCCCCGGUUGUAAAAUCGUUUUCAUUCAGUCAAGGGGGAAAAAAAAAAUAAAACCUGAAGAUUUCUUUAGUAAAAAAAAAAAAAAUCAAACUGAAAUGGUAGCACCAAAUUGAUUGCAAAGACACGAGGGACAAAGGGAGCCAUUUUCCUGGUGUUGAGUCAAAAAAAAAAAUAAAAAAGAAACACAACUGUUUAGCAGAAAUCACCGAGGGGUUGAGGGAGAGAGAGAGAGACUCAAAAGAUUGAUCUUCAAGCAAUUAGAGAAGGGAAUGCAAUUAGAAAGGGGGCUGCAGAUCUCCUUUGCUGUUUGCCUUUCCCCUACACAAGCACGCACAUGUGGAUUUGGGCAGUUUUGGGCUCAGAGCUCAGAGGGAAAGCCCCCAUGGCCGAGAGGCCGGGAGGUGGGUGAGGGCAUCGUGCCGGCAGCUGCACGAAGCUCAAGGGGGUCCGAAAUGGGUCGGGGGUCCCAGGGUGGGGAGAAGCAGGGGGGUGAGGGGCUCGUGGUGGCACCCGGUGCCGCGGGGAGAGCACCAGAGCCACAAAAUGUGCUUGGGGUGAAGGCAACAGGCAGGAUCCUCGCUGGCACACCCCGGUGCUGGCCGAGGUGUUCUCGCUGAGGAUCUGCUUUUUUCUUUUCUUUUUGCCUUUUUUUUAUUUUAUUAUUUUUUUAAAACAUGAUUCCUUAACUCCGGUGAUUUUAUCUCGUUUUCUUCUUCCUCUUGCUGUAAUUGUCAGUGUGGAAUAAAGACUGCAGACAGACAAACAGCCCCAGCCCCACUUCUUUUUUUUUUUUUUUUUAAUCUGUGUUGUAAGUGCUUUUGUAAAAAAUAAAAAAUAAAAAUAAUAAUAAUG